AUGCUGCACCAUGGGAAGCACUGGAAGUCCAUGUGCAAGGGGCUCGUCCUGGGGACCCUCCUGACCAGCUUCAUGCUGCUGCUCUACUCCUACGCCAUCCCCCCGCUGCAAGUCAGCGUGACAGAGCUCACGGUCCCCUCCUCCUGCUCCUCCCACCCCUCCCCGCGCAAGUGGCCGCCGGACCCCAACGGCACGGGCAGCGCCUCGGGCCGGGGCUGCGCGCCCAAGCUGAACGUCAUGUUCAUGAAGACCCACAAGACGGCCAGCAGCACCAUCCUCAACAUCCUCUUCCGCUUCGGCGAGAAGCACCGCCUGAGAUUCGCCUUCCCCAACGGCCGCAACGACUUCUACUACCCGGCGUUCUUCGAGCGCAGCCAGGUGCGGCACUACCGCCCCGGCGCCUGCUUCAACAUCAUCUGCAACCACAUGCGCUUCCGCUACCGGGAGGUGCAGCAGCUCCUGCCCCCCGACGCCACCAACCCCGCCUACCUCUUCGAGUCGUCCUUCCACUACUUCGGGCGCGUCGUCCCCCUCACCUGGAAGCUGAGCGGGGAGGAUAAGCUGGCCGAGUUCCUGCGGGAUCCUUGGCGCUACUACGACCCCAACGGGUUCAACGCUCACUACCUCCAAAAUCUUCUCUUCUUCGACUUGGGCUACGACAGCAACAUGAGCCCCGACAGCCCGCUGGUGGAGGAGAGCAUCCGGGAGAUCGAUCGCCGCUUCCACCUCGUCAUGUUGCUCGAGUACUUUGACGAGUCCUUGGUGCUGUUGAAGGACCUGCUGUGCUGGCAGCUGGAGGACAUCCUCUACUUCAAGCUCAACGCCCGGAAGGGCUCCACCGUCUCCCGGCUGACCCCCGAGCUCUACGAGAAGGCCACCUCCUGGAACCUCAUCGACGCCAAGCUCUACCGGUAUUUUAAUGCCACCUUCUGGCGCAAGGUGGAGGCCUACGGGAGGGAGCGGAUGGCCAAGGACGUGGCUGAGCUGCAGCGGGAGAACGAGAAGAUGAAGAGCAUCUGCAUCGACGGAGGACACCCCGUGGAUGCCAGCGCCAUCCAAGAGUCCUCCAUGCAGCCCUGGCAGCCGCUGGGGGAAAAGUCCAUCCUGGGCUACAACUUGAAGAAGAAGAUCAACAAGAAGCACCAGAAGCUGUGCCGCAAGAUGCUGACGCCCGAAAUCCAGUACCUGACCGACCUGGGAGUCAACCUGUGGAUCACCAAGCUCUGGAGCCGGGUGCGGGACUUCCUGAAGUGGUAG
Messenger RNA from Merops nubicus (carmine bee-eater), 1257 nucleotides. RefSeq names its product galactose-3-O-sulfotransferase 1 (gene GAL3ST1). Gene Ontology annotation, cellular component: membrane. The coding region runs from base 1 to 1257 and encodes 418 amino acids. The record is from RefSeq and is a predicted model, not a curated record. Gene Ontology annotation, molecular function: galactosylceramide sulfotransferase activity. Lineage: Eukaryota; Metazoa; Chordata; Aves; Coraciiformes; Meropidae. Gene Ontology annotation, biological process: galactosylceramide biosynthetic process; myelination. The transcript is spliced from 2 exons.